Molecule: messenger RNA, 2634 nt
Organism: Glarea lozoyensis ATCC 20868
Lineage: Eukaryota; Fungi; Ascomycota; Leotiomycetes; Helotiales; Helotiaceae
Exons: 1
Coding region: 1-2634 (877 amino acids)
Source: RefSeq, a predicted model, not a curated record
AUGGGCCUUUGGCCGUUUGGGAGGAAGAAGAGCCAGAAGGUAUCGCAUGGUGGGCCUGAUAUUUCACGAUCCGAAAGGGUCUCUAUGCAGAAUGCAGGAACGGCGCCGGUGGUCAGGGGGCAGAACGAUGUCGAGAUCGCUGGCGGUCCUGAGCGACGGAGGAGUCGCAGAGACAAGAAACGAAGAUCGUCCCGGGAGUCGAAGAAAUUGAAGAGGAAUCCCGAGAGACAGCGAACGUACAGCUUUUCGCCCGGGAGAAACGACGACAUCCAGAUUACUCGGGACGUCAAUAGGCCACCGGUACCUGAAGUGCCUGCGCAUUUGAAAACAAAGACGGGUAGAUCGAAUACCGAGAGACAGGUGGGAGUGCCGGCUGGUCAGAAACCAACACGAGCGAGUACACAACCUCCAGAAUCCUCGUAUGAGUGGCACAGGAUGCCGACAUUACACAAGAGAAGUGCUCAGGAGUUGGCACGGCGGAAGUCGAGUAAGAAGAGAAAGGAGGAUCAUCAAAGGGAGGAGGAGAUCAAGGCCAUGGCUGCUUAUAUGCCAACAAGACCGGCGGUAGAGCACAAUUCGUCGGGACGGUUGGUGAAGAGGGAUAGUAAAAGAGUACGCUCUGGGUUGAACAAGAAUUUGCAGAAUCCGUCAUCGGAUAUAUCUCUGCCUACGGUAGACUCGCUGCGAACCUCGCUAUCUGGAGCGUCAGAUCGACAAACAUCCUAUGUGUUGUCAGCCUUUGAUAUGCUGGCACCGCGGCCGACGAUCAAGUAUGCUGAGAAUCCUCGAUACGCUCCAGGUGCGACCGGAUUUGGAUCAGAUAGUAUGGAUUCAAGAAGGAGGAGGGUAUCAGACCGCAUGGCCUUAGACCAAGAGGUCUUAAAGGCGAAUAGGAGGAUCGAUGAGCUAGCAGAUGAUCUCAGCGCAGGCGAACUACGAGAAUUAAUGGAACGCGAUCAGAAGAGAAGAGACAAGAAGAAGAUAGCGGAACGGAUAAAGAUGGAGAGGAGGAUUGCCAAGAAGCAGGAAAAGCAGACGGCAGCAGAAGAAGUUGCUGUGCGAAAUGGAACCCCUCCACCGGUCAACAUGCACCGAGGUGUUUUGGGCCGAGAUAUGGUCGGAUUGGGUAUUGGUACUUCAGCAGUUGUCGCAUCCAGCAAAAGAAAGUCUUCUUCGGAGUCAGAUAAUGGGAGAGCAAACCGACCAGCGCAGUUGCGACAGGAUUCGGAUCUGGAGAGACCGGUGGCUACCUUUCAAAGAACUGAUAGUUUGGCGACAGAGAAUUUGACCCCUGGAAUCGAAAGAGAGGAUCCAGUGGUUGACGUUGCAAAGGUUGGAACUGUUGCUAAAGCGCAAGUCUCUCCAACCUUACCGCCAAAGCAACAUCGUCGCGGGCAAUCCAGUAUUUCCCAGAUGAUGGACCUCAACAAGUCGGAACCCAAGACAGUAGCCGAGCCUCGGCCUGUUCCUUCAGUACCUGUACUUGCGCCAUUGAAAAAGGAGCCUUCACGUAGGAGUUCAGAGACCAGUAGUUUCCGAGGACGUGCUCCUCAGUCAUGGACGUCUUUUUUCAGAAGAUCUAGGACAAACAAGAGCAAUAAGCGCGAUUCUGCACCACCGUCAUUCUCUAAUACUUCUCGAGACUCGAUGCAGAACACAUCAUUCUCACAAAAUGCAUAUACUCAAAGGCCUAAUCCUAACAUGCCAAAACGGACUAUGUCCAAGUUCAGAGAGGAUUUACCUGAAUUACCGUUAUCACCACCGGACUCUAGGGUACAGUCUCCUGAAGCAGACGUCCUUCCACCGAUUCGCGAUCAUCCUGAUAAGAAGUCAUUAAAGACAUCGACGGACGAUUUGCGGGUACGAUAUGAUACACCAAAUAGUGGUUAUCGAUCAUUGGAUGCGGUUAGGACGCAAAAUGAAACUCCUACUACUGGCCCUCGGGUAGAAGCUCCAUCUCCAGAGCCUGCAGCCAUUCUUUCGCAGUCACUAGCUUCUAUUGAUUCUGAGGGUUCAUGGCUAUCUGGUGGCAAGAGCAGUUCGAAACGAGGAUCUUCGCAACUGGCAAAUCAUCCACAAGUCCCGCUACAUGAUAGCGCAAACAAUUUGCAGAGACGAUAUGAGGAGUACUCUGAAUCAGCCGAGGAACUUGGACUGGCUGAAGACGAAUAUUUCAGCCGUCUUACACCUGGUCCUGAAGAGCAGUACAAGAUUCAUAGAGCUUCCACUGGCAAUCCAAUGCCCUCUAGUGACGAAGAGGAUGGGGGCAGCCUUGCCAGUCCGGUGCCUUCAAAAACAAAAUGGGGAGCGGUUGCUAGAACACCUACUGUAGUUCAUCGCGAACCAAGGGCGAAAUCUAGAGAAGGACUGCUGAAUGAUUUCGAAGAUGAUUCCUCUUCAAGAACAACAUCAAUGACAGCUUCCAUGUCAGCUGGACCAGAUUCUCCAAUCUCGCCUAAGCGAAAGAGCUUUGGACUGAAAAAAGAUAUCAUAGAUGAGAAUGAAUCGCCAGCUGUGCACAGAGCGACCAGUGUCGAGUAUAGAUCCGCCGGUGGACAUACUCGACAUAUCAGUGCUGGAAGUGCUAGAUUGUUGGACUUGAGCAAGGAUGAGAGGAAGAUUAGUUCUGGUUAG